AUGAACCAGCCUGGGGCUACCAAAGACAUGGGGAAGAUGCUUGGUGGAGAAGAGGAGAAGGACCCAGAUGCCGCUAAGAAGGAAGAAGAACGGCAGGAAGCCCUUAGGCAGCAAGAGGAGGAGAGGAAAGCCAAGUAUGCCAAGAUGGAGGCUGAAAGGGAAAAUGUGAGGCAAGGAAUUCGGGACAAGUAUGGAAUUAAGAAGAAGGAAGAAAGGGAAGCAGAGGCCCAAGCUGCUCUGGAAGCCAAUGCUGAAGGAAGCCUGACGCGUCCAAAGAAGGCCAUCCCCCCCGGCUGUGGUGAUGAGGACGAGGAGGAGGAAGAAAGCAUUCUAGACACUGUUAUCAAAUACCUGCCUGGCCCCCUCCAAGACAUGUUUAAGAAGUAG
Eublepharis macularius is the source of this 387-nucleotide messenger RNA. It is a transcript of the gene CPLX1, whose product is annotated as complexin 1. Gene Ontology annotation, molecular function: syntaxin binding. Lineage: Eukaryota; Metazoa; Chordata; Lepidosauria; Squamata; Eublepharidae. The coding region runs from base 1 to 387 and encodes 128 amino acids. Gene Ontology annotation, cellular component: SNARE complex; terminal bouton. The record is from RefSeq and is a predicted model, not a curated record. The transcript has 3 exons. Gene Ontology annotation, biological process: synaptic vesicle exocytosis; neurotransmitter transport; regulation of neurotransmitter secretion.